AGCUAAGAGCAGUGGCGGGAAGCAUGCGGGACUACGACGAGGUGACUGCCUUCCUGGGCGAGUGGGGGCUCUUCCAGCGCCUCAUUUUUUUCAUGCUCAGCGCCAGCAUCAUCCCCAACGGCUUCAAUGGUAUGUCAAUCGUGUUCCUGGCAGGCACCCCGGAGCACCGCUGCCGGGUGCCGGACACCGCGAACCUGAGCAGCGCGUGGCGCAACCACAGUAUCCCGCUGCGGCUGCAGGACGGCCUCGAGGUGCCGCACAGCUGCCGCCGCUACCGGCUCGAGACGAUCGCCAACUUCUCGGCGCUCGGGCUGGAGCCGGGGCGCGACGUGGACCUGGAGCAGCUGGAGCAGGAGAGCUGCCUGGAUGGCUGGGAGUUCAGCCAGGACAUCUACCUGUCCACCAUCGUGACCGAGUGGAGUCUGGUGUGUGACAAUGACUGGAAGACGCCCCUUACCACCUCCCUGUUCUUCGUAGGCGUGCUUCUCGGCUCCUUCCUGUGUGGACAGCUAUCAGACAGGUUUGGAAGGAAGACCACCCUUUUCGCAACCAUGGCUGUGCAGACUGGCUUCAGCUUCCUGCAGAUUUUCUCCAUCAACUGGGAAAUGUUCACUGUGUUAUUCGUCAUCGUUGGCAUGGGCCAGAUCUCCAACUAUGUGGUGGCCUUCAUACUAGGAACAGAAAUUCUUGGCAAGUCAGUUCGUAUUAUAUUCUCUACAUUAGGAGUGUGCACAUUUUUUGCACUUGGCUACAUGGUGCUGCCACUGUUUGCUUACUUCAUCAGAGACUGGCGGAUGCUGCUGCUGGCGCUGACGGUGCCGGGGGUGCUGUGCUUCCCGCUGUGGUGGUUUAUUCCUGAAUCUCCCCGGUGGCUGAUAUCCCAGAGAAGAUUUAGAGAGGCUGAAGACAUCAUCCAAAAAGCUGCAAAAAUAAACAACGUAGCGGCCCCAGGGGUGGUUUUUGAUCCUGUGGAGCUACUGGAGCUAACAUCCCUGAAGCAGCAGAAAGUUUUUAUUCUGGACCUGUUUAGGACUCGGAAUAUUGCCACAAUAACCAUUAUGUCUUUGCUGCUAUGGAUGCUAACCUCAGUGGGUUACUUUGCUCUAUCUCUCAACACUCCUAAUUUACAUGGAGAUGCCUACCUGAACUGUUUCCUCUCUGCCUUGAUUGAAGUUCCAGCUUACAUUACAGCCUGGCUGCUCCUGCGAACCCUGCCCAGGCGUUUUAUCAUAGCUGGAGUACUGUUCUUGGGAGGAGGUGUGCUUCUCUUAUUUCAAGUGGUGCCUGCAGAUUACAACUUCUUGUCCAUUGGUCUGGUGAUGUUAGGAAAAUUCGGGAUCACCUCUGCUUUCUCCAUGCUGUAUGUCUUCACUGCAGAGCUCUACCCAACGCUGAUUAGGAACAUGGCUGUGGGGGUCACAUCCAUGGCCUCCAGAGUGGGCAGCAUCAUUGCUCCCUACUUUGUUUACCUCGGUGCUUACAACAGAGUUCUGCCCUACAUCCUCAUGGGCACCCUGACUGUCCUGAACGGAAUCAUCACCCUUUUUUUCCCUGAAAGUUUUGGAAUGGCUCUGCCAGAGACCUUAGAGCAGAUGCAGAAAGUGAAAGGGUUCAGAUCUGGGAAAAAAACAAAAGAUUCCGUGGACAAAGAAGAAAAUCCCAAAGUUCUAAUAACUUCAUUCUGAUAAAAUUUCUACCCCAUUUGGGUAACUGAAAAACAGAUACAUAAGACUCUGUGAAGAAACCAAAGCUUUUCCUGAUGAAAUGGACUGACUAUAAUGAUUAACACUAAAACAGACCUUGCUGUUGAGAAAUGCUUGUCAUAGAGCAAACUCUGGACCGCUCUUCAGAUAAUCUCCUUAUUUCUCAAAACAAACCAUUUCUAGAGGGUUCUCCUUGCUAAUUAAUUCGAUGAAAUGGGUUUGUAAGAUUUUUUGAAAAUGUGUUGGUCAAAGAUUGGUAAAUCCAUAUGAAGAUUAACACUUAUUUCCAAACAUAUAAAUAUUAUACAAAGAAAAAGAAUGUCAUUGUAUUAACACAAUUAUCAGGUGACAACUGUGUGUGUGUGUAUAACUGAAACAGCACAUUAAAAAUUAUAGUAGUUUUUGAAGUGAACUUAUAUGCCACUGUAACCAAAUGAUUAUAUGCAGUAUUCCUAUCCAGAAAAUGUUAUACGCUCCUUUGAGAGGAAUUGAUGGCAGAUAUUAAUAGUGUUUCACAAGUGAAAUGCAGCAAGAGAUCAAGUAGCCUGGCUCAUGGCCUGUUGGCCUUUAAGAGGGGAACCAAGGCCGUUCCUAGCUAUAGUUUCAACAGCUACAGCUCACAGCCUAUUGAAUGGUGCACAUUUGUUGUGCUCUCUUUGAGCAUGUGACUAAGCCUUCUGUUUCCUAAGACUGUUUAUUUCGCUGGUAAACAGAGACUCAGGAAAACUGCACAAACCAGUUAGAUUGGUAGAGAUGGUCUCUGUGCCCCACAGCCUAGAAGGGUCAGCACCCAGGAAGAAGGCUAUCCACGCCAACAAUCUGGAGAGCUUUUAAAACAGUUCUUUCCAUCAAUACAUACCUUCCUAAGCACGGUAUGCAGCUGUAUUCUCUCCAACCAGUCAGCAAUAGCAGAACCUCAGUUCCACGAAUGAGCAGCGUAAAAGAUAAAAGCCGCUAACGGGAUAACGUGUUACCAUAAGCUCAGAAAAUAAAUGUCAUCUCUGUGUCUCACCAUAGUUUAGGCAUGCUGAGAUGUUAACAAAGCAAGAAGUGAGUCCUGGAGACUCCGGGCACAUGCUUUCACUGAAAGUGGCUUCUCUGAGAGCAGCACGGUGACAAGCUACUGACCCUUUAACAUAUCCAGUGCCAUGGUGCACUUGUAGGAAUAGGCAGCCACUGGUUUUUGAUGCUGCUUGGUGGCAUCAUCUCCUAAAACUAACUAUCCCCCAAUGCAAAUUUUCACUAUCUCAAUAUUUUUCAAAGGAACCUUUGAUAUAACAUCUUGAUCAACUGUCCUUAUUAUUUCAAGAUCCUUAUCUUUAACUUUUCUGAUUAACUCAGAAAUUUUUCUCUAUAUUGCCAUAUUUCUUACACGUGUUUUAUAUCUGAAGCACUGACACACUGAUCCUACUUUUUGAUUGUUACUUUAAAAUCCACUAGAAUAUCUUAGAAUAGUUUAUGCUUUGUCGUUGGGAAUGCAGGUGUGCAGCUGCAUCCACCCAGCGCUUUUUUCUCCCCCAUUGACGAAGCCUGUGUGGAUCACCCUUCCACCUACCCCACAGGGCACUGGGCUGCCUGUCUCUCAGCGAGUGGGUCAUGCUGCUUCCCUAAAAGCUCUCCUUGAACUUCCUUCCCACCAACAGUGACUGUUCACUCCUCUGUGCUCUCGUGUACUUGUUACCCUCAUUCACUUGGGCUCCUGUCUUGUUGCCAGGGACUUUCUCUUGCUUAUCUUUCUAUCCUGCAUAGUGCUGCUUAGCAUAGUGCUUUCUUUCAUGUAACAGGCAUUUGAUAAAUAUUCAUUUUAAUUAAAAUACUUUGUAACUCUAGCUUGGUGAAAAUGUUAUGUUUGAUACAUAGACAUCUGAAUUUUUAAAUACCUAAAUAUUAAAUGCUCUUAAAGCUUUUUCUAAAUAUAAAAAGUAGGGAUUGAUAAUUAACUUUUAUUACUGUUUGUACAGGUGCUUUAUAUUUUGUGGUAGUAAGAGAUGACUUUUUUAAAAAUCUAUUUAUAAAGAGGCAAUAAGUACACAAAUGAUUAUCUCUCUGGUAGUUCAAAGACAAAGUAGAUCAAUACAUGUCAAAAUAGUAUUUUAUUAAAUUCAAGAUAUAUUCCUGAUUUUUAAAAACGACUUUUAAAGUUAGUUCUACAAGGCAGCUUCUGGAGCAAUCUCAGACUGACAGCCAAUAUUACACUGCAUGUUAGAAUGAAACACUAGAGGCAUCCCAUUAACAGAAAUUAUAUGGAUACAUGAUUUAGCACCUUUUAUUUUCAACAUUUUGGGGUACAUUUUAGUAACUAUAGUCAUAGUACAAAAUAUAAAUACGAAGUAAAACCUUAGAAAAUAGACAAAAUUAUCAAUAUUAUGAGGAGCAUAUAAUAUUUUUUAUUUAUUUUUAAAAUCCAAGAGAAUUAACUGAAAAUUCUUUCAUUUAAAAGCUUCAGUUUAUGUGGAGGUAUAUAAGAAGUUUCCAUAAAUCAGCAAACUUUUAUGUACUAGAAAUAACCACCUAGAAAAUAUACUGGAAAAAAACAGGAUCCAUUCAUAACAGUCAUAAAAUACCUAGAAAUAAUCUUAAUAAAUGUAUAAAACCUAAGUGAAGAAAUUAUUCCAUUUAAGACUUAAAUGGAGACAUGCCAUGUUCCUGAAUGGGUAGAAUGAACACUGUGAACCUGCCAUUCUUACCAAAUUAAUUUACUACUGUAACAUAAUUAAAAUUAAUAUUUCAAUAAAAUAGUUUAGGAACUUAAAAAAGAAUUCUAAAGGGCAUUUGAAACAAUAAGACUGUCUACAAAGUUUUUGGGAAAAAAAAAGAGUGGUAAGGUGAAAUAUUCCCUCACAGAUCUAAAAAAACAGAGAAAGAUAAAUCAGUGAAAUGGGACAGGUAGCCCAAAAAUAGACCUAAAUGUUUAUAAAAUUGUAACAUAUGAUAAAGGUAUAUUGCAAAUUAUCAAGAAAAUGAUAAAUUAUUCAAAACUAGUGCUGGGACAAUUGAUAAGCUGGAAAACUGGUAAAAAUUGAAAAAACUGAAAAAAAUAUAGCAUCACCAUAAAACAUCAGAUUAAUUCUUAAUGGAUUAGAGAGUCAAAACAAAAAAUUAAACAAAUAAAUUAAAUCUAAGAAUAGAUAGGGAAUUAAAUUAAAGGUAAAAAUAAAUAGAUUUUGCUCUAAAUUUUCAAAAAGUCCUGUAUAUCAAAAAUCUUAAAAUUAACACAAGUUGGAAAAAUAUUAACAAAAAUAAAUUGGACAGUUGUUGUCCUUUCUGUUUAUGCAUCGAUUUUAAAAGUACCACUAAUACUCAAGUUAAAGCAGAUAGCAAGAAGGUUAAGUGCACAGCCUUUGGAGACCAGUGUUCCUGGGCUUGAUGCUGGCUGUCACUUAUCAGCUAUGUGGCCUUGAGCAAGUUAUAGUUAUCCUAAACCUCAGCUUCUUAAUUUGUAAAAAGAGGCUAAUAGCAGUUCCAUGGGGUGGUUGUGGGGAUUACAUGAGAUAAUGCAUAUAUUUAGCCAAUGCCUGGCAGGCUUAGAUGUUUUCUCUCUCUCAUCUCACUAAAUUCCAUAGUUAAUUAUUAUAAUCAACUUCAUUGCCCCUUUCUUAAUCUGCCUUACUCUUUGGGGCAAACUACAAUGCUGGUUAAAUCCAACCCUCAACCAACUUCACCUGCACAGCUAAAUGUAGCUGGAAAAAAAUAUGCAAAUAUGCUGACUGGUCUCACUUUAAAUUAAUCAUCAGCCAUUUCCAGAAGAGCCUUGUUGCUGACUGACAGUCAUGCUCCAUUGCCCUGCUCCAUUCUCUAUCCUCAGUGACCUUUCUCUUCAGAACUCCAACAUCUCCUCCCCGUGCUCACCCUCAGCUGUGUCUUUGCUUCCUAUCUCACCUAAAAACAGAAGUAAUGGGAAAGAACUUCCACAGAUUCUAACCACUGUAAUCCACCAACCUAACUGCAUCUGUACCCACACAAUCUGUCUUUUCUCCUGUUACUUGAGAUAAACUGUCUCUGCUCCUAGCACAGGCUUUGUCCUCUCUCUCUCUCUCUCAAGCUCUCUCUGUCCUUAUGCACUUGGUGCCCCUGCCCCCUUACCUACUCAAGGACAUUGCUCCAGCAAUUCUCCUAACUCUCUCCCCCAUCAUCAGUCUUUUCCUUUUCUACCGAAUCUUUCUCAUUCACCAUGCAAACAUGCUGUUAUUUUUACAAUGAUGAAAAGGCUCUCUCUUGACUCCACUUCUGCCUUUGACUACUGCCCCAUUUCACCUUGUCCCUUUAUAGCAAAACUCCUCAAAAGAUGGUUCUAUACUUGCUACUUCCAGUUUUCUCUCGAAUCCACUGCAAUUAAGCUUUAGUCCCCACCUCUGCACCAGAACAGCUUUUAUCAAGGUCCCCAAUGAUCUACAUGUUUUUUAAUUCAAUGGUCAAUUCAUAGUCCUCAUCUUACCUGCCUUCUCAAGGCAUCAGAUAAACUGAGUUCUCUUUCUUUGAAAUGCUUUCCAGGACACCACAUUUGCUUGGUUUUCCUCUUACUUUUUUGGUUGCUCCUUCACAGUCUCCUUUGCUGGUUCUUCCUCAUCUCCUCUACUGCUUACCAUUGGAACGUCCAGAACUUAGUCUUUGAUCCUCUUCCUUUUUUGAAAAAUCCAAUCACAUGAUUUUAAAUACCAUCUCUACAUUAACAACUACCAAAUACAUAGAGAGCUUAACUCCAGGCUCACACACCAACUGCCUACUCAAUAUCCUCACUUGGAAAUCUAAUGAGUAUCUCAAACCUAACAGGUCCAAAUUUAGUAUGUGCUCUUGAUUCCUCUCCAAAUCUGCUCUUCCUGAAGUCUUCCCUGUCUCAGUCAGAGGCAACUCCAUUUUUCCGAUUGCUCUUUCUCUCAUAUCCCAUAUCCAAUCUGUCAAUAAAGUCUUUGGCCAUAAUUUCACCAUACCUAGAAUUUAGUUUCUUGACUGGCUUCUGUUAGCUUCCUAACUGGUACCUCCUCUUUAAUUCUGCUCCUGCCCUCCUUCAGUCUAUUCUCAGCAUAGCAGUCUGAGUUAUCUAAAUGAGAUCAUGUCACUUCUGCUCAAAACCUUCCAAUAGCUUUCCAUCUCAGUCAGAUUUUUAAAAAGCCAGUCUUUAUAAUAGUGCAUAAGUCAGAUGAUCACAUGUCCCAGUUUUCCCAGGACAAUCACAGUUUCUAUCUAUUGGCCUAGUGUAAUUAUUAAUAACCCCUCCACCUCUCAUUCUAAUGUCACAAUUUGGAUGGUAAAUUAUAUAUAGUCACCCGACUUAUGGGGCCCUACUCUAUGUGCCUCCACCCUUUAGUUCUCUGACUUUGUCUCCUCUUACUCUCUCUAUUGCUUUCUUCAUUCAGGCUACCCAGACUUUGCUCUUCUUUGAACAUACUAGACAUGCUUCUGCAUGUUCCCUCUUCCAGGGAAUGCUCUUCCCAGGUAUCUGCAUGCCUUGCUCCCUUACUUACUUUUUCUUUGCUCAACUGUCACCUGCUUAAUAAAUCCUUACCUGACCACACUAUCUUAAAUUUCAUCCUGUUCUCUCUCUGUCCUAACUUACCUGUCCUUGCUUCAUUUUUCUCCAUAGUCCUUAUCACACUCUGACAUCCUAACUAAUUUACCUCUUAAUUUUCUUUAUUGUCCUCCUUCCUCAUAGGGCUUACAUUCCAUGAGGAGUGCUUCUGUAUCCCCAACAGUUAGAACAGUGCUUGGCACAUAGUAGUGCUCAAUAAAUAUUUGUUGAAAAAAUGAAUGAAUGUAUUAUUAUUAUCGUUAUUAUAGUUAAAUGGGAAAAAGUAAUUAUUAGUUUUCAAAUAAGAAAACAUUGGCCAAUAAACAUACAAAAGAAGUGUUCUGCUUCACAAGUAAUCAAAAGAAUACUAAUUGAAGUGACAAUGUGACACCAUUUUCCAACUAACAUUAGCAAAGAUUACAAAAUGACAUUAUUCAAUAUUGAUGAGAGUAUGAUGAGAUGCAGCCUCAUAUUCUUCUGGUGAGAAUGUAUAUUGGUUUAUUUUUUCUGGAAAACAACUUGGCAAAAUGUUUCCAGAGUCUUAAAAUGCUUGGAUUUUUUUUUUAAUGUAUUAACUCCACAGCUAGGAAAUAAUCAGUUAUAUGAAAUAAUUAUGCACAUAGAUGUUUAUCACAGCAUUAUUUGCGAUCUUAAAAAACUAAAUAUUAGCUAACAAAAGAGGUGAAAGACUUUUACAUUGAAAAUACAAAACAUUGCUAAAAGAAAUCAAAGAAGACACAAAUAAAUGGAAAGACAUCCCAUGCUCAUGGAUUGAAAGACUCAAAUAUCAUUAAAAUGUCCAUAUUAACCAAAGCGAUCUACAGAUUCAAUGCAAUUCCUAUUAAAAUCCCAAUGGCAUUUUUGCAGAACUAGGAAAAAAAUCAUCCUAAAAUUUAUAUGGAAUCUCAAGGGACCCUGAAUAACCAAAACAAUCUUGAAAAAGAAGAACAGAGUUGAAGGCCUCACACUUCUAGUUUCAAAAAAUACUACAGAGCAACAGUAAUCACAAAAGUGUGGAACUGGCAUAAAGACAGAUAUACAGACCAAUGGAACAAAAUAGAGAGCCCAGAAAUAAACCCUUACAUAUAUGGUCAAAUGAUUUUCCACAAGAGUGCUAAGACUACGCAAUGGGGAAAGGACAGUCUCUUCAACAAAUGGUUCUGUUAAAACUGAAUAUUCACAUGCACAAGAAUGAAGCUGGACCUAUACUUUACACCAUAUACAAAAAUUAACCCAAAAUAUGGGCCAGCCCCGUGGCUUAGCGGUUAAGUGCGCACGCUCCGCUGCUGGCGGCCUGGGUUCGGAUCCCGGGUGCGCGCCAACGCACCACUUCUCCGGCCAUGCUGAGGCCGUGUCCCACAUACAGCAACUAGAAGGAAAUGCAGCUAUGACAUACAACUAUCUACUGGGGCUUUGGGGGAAAAAAAUAAAUAAAUAAAAUUAAAAAAAAAAAUUAACCCAAAAUAGAUUAAAGAUCUAAAUGUAAGACCUACAACUAUAAAACUCCUAGAAGAAAACCUUCAGGACAUUGAAUUUGGCAAUGAUUUCUUGGAUAUGACGCCAAAAGCAUUGGCAACAAAAGCAAAAAUAGACAAAUGGGACUACAUCAAACUUAAAAACUUCUGAGUGUCAAAUGAAAAAAAAGAGUAAAAAGGUAACCUAUGGAAUGAGAGAAAAUAUUUGCAAAUCAUAUAUCUGAUAAAGGGUUAAUAUCCAGAAUGUAAAAGGAACUUCUACAACUCAACAACAAAAAAUAAAUAAUCUGGUUAAAAAAUGGGCAAAGGAUUUGAAUAGACAUUUCUCCAAAGAAGAUAUACAAAUAGCCAGCAAGCAUAUGAAACCAUGUUCAACAUCACUAAUCGUUAGGGAAAUGCAAAUCAAAACCAAGUGAGAUACCACCUCACACCCAUUAGGAUGGCUGCUAUCAAAAGAACAGAACACAGGCCGACCUUGGUGGUCCAGUGGUUAAGUUUGGCGCACUCUGCUUUGGCAGCCUGGGUUCAGUUCCCAGGAGCAGACCUACACCACUCAUCUAUCAGUGGCCAUGCUGUGAUGGCAGCUCACAUACAAAAUAGAGGAAGAUUGGCAACAGAUGUUAGCUCAGGGUGAAUCUUCCAACAACUACAAAAAACAAAAUAGAAAACAAUUGUUGGCAAGGAUGUGGAGAAAUUGGAAUCCUUGUGCACUAUUGGUGGGGAUGUAAAAUGGUGCAGCCACUAUGGAAAACAGUAUGGAGGUUCCUCAAAAAACUAAAAAUAGAAUUACUAUAUGAUCCAGCCAUCCCACUUCUGGGAAUAUAUCCAAAAUAAUUCACAGUAGGAUCUCAAAGAGCUAUUUGCAUACCCAUGUUCAUCACAGCGUUAUUCACAAUAGCCAAAGCUAGAAGUGAGCCAAGUGUCUAUCAACAGAUGAACCAAUAAGAAAAUGUAGU
This is a messenger RNA of Diceros bicornis minor, 9640 nucleotides long. It is a transcript of the gene SLC22A4, whose product is annotated as solute carrier family 22 member 4. The record is from RefSeq and is a predicted model, not a curated record. Bases 24 to 1685 code for a protein of 553 amino acids. The transcript has 10 exons. NCBI's taxonomy places the organism in Eukaryota, Metazoa, Chordata, Mammalia, Perissodactyla, Rhinocerotidae. Gene Ontology annotation, cellular component: membrane. Gene Ontology annotation, molecular function: transmembrane transporter activity. Gene Ontology annotation, biological process: transmembrane transport.